Molecule: messenger RNA, 1789 nt
Organism: Eurytemora carolleeae
Lineage: Eukaryota; Metazoa; Arthropoda; Copepoda; Calanoida; Temoridae
Exons: 5
Coding region: 87-1343 (418 amino acids)
Biological process (GO): anatomical structure morphogenesis; cell differentiation; regulation of DNA-templated transcription
Molecular function (GO): RNA polymerase II cis-regulatory region sequence-specific DNA binding; DNA-binding transcription factor activity, RNA polymerase II-specific
Source: RefSeq, a predicted model, not a curated record
CAACAGUGGCACAGUUGAAGUCCCGUCAGUUUGAAUUCAGACCCGGAGCACGACGGAGCUGAACCUAGAACAAAACGGCUUGAACCAUGUUGCAGAUAGAUCUCCGAACCCUUCCUUCACAUUCAGUGUCUGCCUCAUCCCAUACUCCAUACUCGGAUGCAACCAAGACUAAGAAGCAUCCCCCGAACCAUAUAAAGCGACCCAUGAACGCGUUUAUGGUCUGGUCACAGCUACAACGACGACAUAUAAUUGCCUCAAACCCUGACGCGCAUAAUGCCGAAAUUUCUAAGAACCUUGGAAAGCAGUGGAAGCUGUUGAGUGAGAAUGAAAGAGCUCCGUUUAUUGACGAGGCCGAGAGACUACGUAUCCUGCACCAACAAGAGUACCCUGAUUACAAAUAUCGUCCCAAGAAACGCCAGAGGUCUGGAGAGGACAAGGAGAAAGAACGGAGAGAAAAAGGAGAGAGAAGUGUGGACCCAGAGAAGAAAAAAAUGAGAAUUAAAGAGGAGAAAAGUUUUGAGAGCUACUACCAGGUCCCUAGUCCUAUUAGCUCCAGGUCCUAUGGACCUACACCUAGUCCGGUCCAGUCCUAUACCAGUCCCACCAGCAGUCUUUCUUUAGUUCCCUCACCCCUUGGUUACACCAGAGAUGACUGGGCGGAGCAGAUUGGACAUACCCCUCCUGGCAAGGUGCCCUCUAGUCCAACCUUUCCCUUCAGUCCAAAUAACUAUGGUUUGGACAGUUCUCCGUCGAUCUAUGACCAAGGAUUUGUCUACCACCACUCUACGGAGCAAUGUCUCACGGAGAAUUGUCUGGACUGCGUAGAGUCCUGGGAGAACAGGAGCAUCAGAGAACAGGAGAGCAGGGACGGAUGGAUAGAUCAGGACGGAUGGGAGAGUAGGAUCGGAGCUAGGCUGGAUCAUGAGAUCAAUCCUGCGGAUUGUACUCCAGUUGAAACGGUUAAUUCUGUUAAGUUCUCCCAUAUGUACCAGGAGAUUCAAGAGUUCUACCACGAAUAUAACGUACAGGAGACUAAGGUUGAGAACUCAGAAGAUAUAUCUCUGAGAACCCUUCUCCAAGAUCCUCUUUAUACAACGCCUCCUCCUUCAAACUCCGGAGCUGUCAGAAACCUUACUCCGUACUUUGACCAGGAGGACCCGGAGCUGAUCCUACCAACCAUUAAUCAGCAUGAGUUUUCUCAAGGGUUUACCGGAGAUGUUCUGACAACCCUGCACCCGGAGCUGGAACCUUCUCUAUUCUCUGACUGUCUCGAGCUUACUUCGGACUUGAACUUUCCAGAAUGGAUGGAAAACACGUUGGCGAUAUCUCUCCAACAAUACUAAUCCUUCUCCUUGCUCUACUGUUGAACCCUGAUGCAGAACAGUUUGUACCUGGAGCAAAACCUUGUCAUUUAGUCAGAUCUUGGAAGAGAGGAGAUGGAAUCAGUCUAAACUUUCUCAACAGGGUCAAUCUUUUAUCAUUCACAGAGUUUAGAUUUCUUCCAUCCUUCUAUUCCUUUGAGGAGAAACUAUGAAACCAGGAGAAAUUUAGUUCAUUAAGUUCCAUUCGCGGAAACCAGACCCAUUUUCUUGAUAUAGAAAAAAUGCGGGAAAUUAUUCAUGAACCCGGGAAAAUUCAAUAAAAAAUCCGCCAAAAGUUAAGAAAUUAUUAUAAAAACUCAAGUUUUUCUAGAGCUUGUGAUCCUAAUAACGUGUUAAUUAUUUUGUUGAUUGUUUUUCUUCGGCAGCUAGAACUUCAUUACAGAAAAUAAAUUUAGAUUUUUUCUGAA